AUGAAUCAGGCAAACGACGCUAUCCUCCACAUGGCAACCGUGGGCGAAGAUGACGCGGACCAAAAGACCAACGAAGACAUUUACUGUGAAGCCUUGGCGGAAACUCUACAUCAUGUUGCCCUCCCCGCAACGGUGGGGUUUUAUGCCCCAUGGGGACGGAACAAGAAAAUCCUCUUGGAAAAAGUCAAAGAUGCCAUGACCAGAAGAAGCGAAGAAAACGAUGGGAAAGGUGGUGGAGGAAACAGGACUUCUCUGCUUUCCCUCGUCUGGCACAUGAUUUUUUAUCUCCCCGUCUUCAAUUCAAUAUCAUCCAAAAGAGUCCGAUACAUUUUCAUCAGCUUCAAUGCCUGGGAGUACAUCGGAUGUGACCAUACCUGGGCCGGUCUGGUUACGACGCUGCUUGAUGAAAUCGAAGCGAAGAAUAAAAUUCUCUUCGGCGUUCUUAGGGCCUUCGGCGGGGAACCCUUUGAAGAGCAUGUGCCACAAGGAAAGAGAUGGGUUUCUAAAAGCUGGACGAAGAUCUUCUUUUGGGGUUUCUUAGGUGUUGUUAUCGGUUUAACCCUGGGUAAUGUGCUGCUGAGGGAACUCGUAGAGAACAAGUUAUGGAAGAACAUGGGAUACAUGAUUGCAGGAGUGACAGCUGCCGUCUCUAGUCUUCCUGUCAUGGUGGUAGCCAAACAUUCCCUUUUCACAAUGAAAAUGAAGCUUCAGAAGGACAUGAACAGAAAGGACCUCAGUGCGCAGUUGGGCUUCAUGCACUCGGUGAAAGAAGAGGUCAAAACCACAAUCAAUUUCCUCCACUUCAUGGCACUCCACGAGGACAAAGAGAUCCGGGUGGUCUUAAAGAUCACCUGCUUGGAUUUCUGUGCUCCAGACAAGGUGGUGGCAGUCCUGGAUGUCAUCAAAAUUCUUCUCAGCGACCCAGAUGCUCCGUUUAUCCUCAUCCUGGCUGCCGACCCAAGUAUCCUUGUGGAAUGCAUUCAGCAGUCAAGUAAUUCCUGUAGCAACGGCUACUUGUACUUGGAUCGCAUCGUUUCCCUGCCCUUCUCUUUGCCGCAGAUGAGUCCAAUGGCCAAGUCACAGUUACUCAAAGGGAUUCUGAAAAAACAGUUGAAGGAGGGUUCCACUACAAAUUUAGGGAAAAAAGAUUCAGCAGAAAGCAGUAAGAAGAACACAGCUAGGGCGUUAACAAGAAAAGAAAUUGAGCAUAUCCAUCAGUAUCUAUGCAAUGAGAAUUUUGACGCCUACUUCCCGGGGAAUUCUGCCCAGAUGAGGCGGGUCGUGAACACCGUGCUGACCACGUGGACCAUGAUCAAAAUGGGAUUUCGACCCAGAGGAGGAUACAAAACAAAUGGAAAAGUUGAGAGAGGGACAAUCGAGCAGAUGAUCGAUUGGGUUGUCCUUGCCAACUGUUGGUCUUGCCGUCUGAGCUGGAUUUUGCAAUGCGUGGAGGACGAUGAGCAGCAAAGAAGAUUCGAGGAAAUCCAGAGAAUGGAGGACAGCGGGAAGAAUGCAGGAGGACAUCAACCGAGGAAAAUAUCAGAAGAGAGUGAUUACCGAAGAUUACUGGACGUUUAUGAGACCAACGCUGGAGAACUGGACAGGAUAAAGCACGACAUCACGAAACUUUUAGAACUUGAUGGAGACCCUGACCUUUUCCGAAUCUUCUUGCAGAAGAGCCAUUUUACAGUCAGGUGGGCCAGAUAUUUCUCUGACCUUCUCAUCAAUUUGGACUUCUCCUUAAAACGGCAUUUCGAAUUGCUCCGUGGUCUCAGCAGCAUCACCAGGAAGAAGUAA
Heteronotia binoei (common prickly gecko) is the source of this 1797-nucleotide messenger RNA. RefSeq names its product NTPase KAP family P-loop domain-containing protein 1-like. The record is from RefSeq and is a predicted model, not a curated record. The transcript is spliced from 3 exons. Bases 1 to 1797 code for a protein of 598 amino acids. Lineage: Eukaryota; Metazoa; Chordata; Lepidosauria; Squamata; Gekkonidae.